AUGGCGGAGGCAGUGUUGCAGGCGGUGCGAAGGCAACUCUUAGAAUUCCCAGCUACUGCGGGAGAGCUGUGCGUGCCCUUCACUGUGCCGUACCUGGAUGGGGCCCCGAGCCCGCUCCAGUUCUACCGGGACUGGGUAUGUCCCAACAGGCCGUGCAUCUUCCGCAAUGCUCUGCGGCACUGGCCCGCCCUGGACAAGUGGACACUACCCUACCUCAGGGCCACGGUAGGCAGCGCGGAGGUGAGUGUGGCUGUGACUCCUGACGGAUACGCCGACGCCGUUCGUGGGGAGCGGUUUGUGAUGCCCGCAGAGCGGCGGCUGCCUCUGAGUUCGGUGAUCGACGUGCUGGAGGGCCGGGUCCGGCACCCUGGGGUGCUGUAUGUGCAGAAGCAGUGCUCUAAUCUCUUCUGUGAACUACCCCAGUUACUGCCCGACGUUGAGCCCCACGUGCCCUGGGCCACAGAAGCACUGGGGAAGAUGCCUGAUGCUGUGAACUUCUGGCUCGGAGAAGGAGCCGCAGUGACCUCUUUGCACAAGGACCACUACGAGAACCUGUACUGCGUGAUAGCCGGGGAGAAGCACUUCCUCCUGCACCCGCCCAGUGACCGGCCUUUCAUCCCCUACGAGCUGUAUGCACCAGCCUCCUACCACAUGGCCCAGGACGGCUCCUUCAUGAUCGUGGAUGAGGAGGCGUCGGAGAAGGUCCCCUGGAUCCCGCUGGAUCCCUUGGCUCCAGACCUGGCCCGCUUUCCCCUCUAUGAGCAGGCCCGGCCACUGCGCUGCAGGGUACAGGCAGGGGAGAUGCUCUACUUGCCGGCUCUCUGGUUUCACCACGUCCGUCAGUCUCACGGCUGUGUCGCUGUGAAUUUCUGGUACGACAUGGAAUAUGACCUCAAGUACAGCUACUACCAGCUUCUGGACUCCCUCUCACAGGCAACAGGCCUUGAGAAGCCCCUGGGCUUCAAGGCUUUUUCCUGGGGAGAACCAGGCUAUGAACAGGGACCUGUUUGGGACAGUUUUGCCAGACAGGCUCGGCCUCUGAAGCAAAGGCCUUUGCCUGGGAGCAGUCUACUGUCUGUUCGGAUCCUAAAGGCCCACGGUUUCCCAUCCAAAGACAUCCUAACCCAGUCUGACAGCUAUGUGAGCCUAUGGCUGCCCACAGCAUCAAGCCAAGAGCUUCGGACACGUACCGUAAGGAACUGCAGUAACCCUGUCUGGAACCAGACCUUCCGCUUCCGGAUUCACAGCCACCUCAAGAAUAUGCUGGAGCUGAAAAUGUUUGACCAGGACUUUAUGACCAAAGAUGACCCCAUAUUCUCUGUGCUCUUUGAUGUGGGGACUCUGAAAGCUGGCGAGAGCCACCGGGAGAACUUUACCCUCAAUCCUCAGGGCAAGGAACAGCUGGAGGUGGAAUUUCGUCUGCAAAGUUUCCCAGCAUGCCCUGAACAGCUCAUCACCAAUGGUGUCCUCGUGGCCCGUGAACUUUCCAGCUUGGAUGUUAAGGUAGAAAAGAUAGAGAGUACCCUAGAUAACGCAGAGUCAGACAGUAGAGUCCAAGCCAUAGUGCCUGGGUCCUACGAGGGCAGCCAGAGCAUCAUCCCAGGCACCAGCCCUGUCCGAUUCCACUCUCCAACUUCCUGGGAGUCAGAGCUGAGUGUUAAGUUCCAGGACACUUCCCAGGAGGCACUGAAAGUGCCCCUGAAGUCAUUACCUUCUGGUCAUGCAGUGAAGGUCUCCUUACCCACAACAAAGGAACCAGCACUGAUGAUGCAGCUGAAAACCGAGAAACGCCCGGAGGAGCUGGCCGUGCGCCUGGGCUUCGGGCUGUGCGAGGAGGAGCAGGCGUUCCUGAAGAAGAGGAAGCAGGUGGUGGCCAAAGCCCUGAAACAGGUUCUGCAGCUGGAGAACGAGCUGCAGGAGGAUGAGGUUCCAGUGGUGGCCAUCAUGGCCACAGGUGGCGGGAUCCGGGCGAUGACUUCCCUGUAUGGGCAGCUCUCAGGCCUGAAGGAGCUGGGGCUUUUGGAUUGUGUCUCCUACAUCACAGGAGCCUCAGGCUCCACAUGGUCCUGUGUUCAGUUGGAACUGGUGGGCCGGUACUGCCAGCAGCAGGGAAUCCCAUUUCCUCCCAUCACUCCGAGUCCAGAGGAUAGGAAGCAGCCCCAGGAAUGCCACGUCUUCUCUGACCCGGAGUCUCCAGCUGCCCCCGUAGUGCUCCAUUUCCCCAUGGUCAGUGACUCCUUCCGGCAGCACUCGGCUCCCGGCGUCCGGCGGAAGCCUGAAGAACUGGCGGCUGGAGAGGUGAACUUGUCCUCUUCUGGUUCCCCUUAUCAUUACACCAAGGUGACCUACAGCGAGGAGAAUGCGGACAAACUACUCCGUCUGACCCGGUACAACAUCUGUAACAAUCAAGAGCGGCUCCUCGGGGCCCUCAGGGAAGCUGUGGAGCGCAGGAGGCGGCGGAGUCGGCAGGGUCAGGAGUGAUGGAGGGACCGCUGGGAUCCCAUGAACUGCGCCGCUGGCCCAGGGUCAUCCUCCGGCUCCCUCCCUCGGUUUUCUGUUCCUUCGUGGCCGUAUGGAAUCGGCCUCCAUUCUUCUAGAAUUCCAGCGUUGCAAAGGUGGAGGGACGGGCUGAGUUGCCUCCUUGGGUUGUCCAGCUUCCUUCUUGGCUCUUCCAUCCAAACCUUGGCGACCAAACCUCGGGAAUGUCUCGGGCGCGAGGUCUGCUUCAGCGGGCUUCCAAACCUACCCCAAGAAGUUCUGGAGGACCCUGGGGUGGGCGCCACAGAGAGGAAGACCUGGGGGACAAGCCUUAUCAGAAAUGCCUGUUGGGACCACCAGGGAAAAGAAAAGAAAGCAAAGCCAA
Molecule: messenger RNA, 2863 nt
Organism: Gracilinanus agilis (Agile Gracile Mouse Opossum)
Lineage: Eukaryota; Metazoa; Chordata; Mammalia; Didelphimorphia; Didelphidae
Product: cytosolic phospholipase A2 beta
Exons: 23
Coding region: 1-2481 (826 amino acids)
Biological process (GO): glycerophospholipid catabolic process
Cellular component (GO): cytosol
Molecular function (GO): calcium ion binding; calcium-dependent phospholipid binding
Source: RefSeq, a predicted model, not a curated record